Molecule: messenger RNA, 1697 nt
Organism: Ornithorhynchus anatinus (platypus)
Lineage: Eukaryota; Metazoa; Chordata; Mammalia; Monotremata; Ornithorhynchidae
Gene: C1QTNF4
Product: C1q and TNF related 4
Exons: 2
Coding region: 234-1307 (357 amino acids)
Molecular function (GO): protein binding
Source: RefSeq, a predicted model, not a curated record
GAUCCCCAUCUCCAUCUCCCUCCGUCUGGUCCUUCCUCUCCCGUCCUGUCCCCUCCCCCGCCCCCCGAGGCGGAUUUUGUGGGCGCAGAGCCUCGUCAGUGCGCAACGCUCCGCUCGCCCGGGCGCCCGUCCAGGGCCGGGAUCUCCUGGGACCCCGGGGUCGGGGGGCUGGGCCCUGGGGCCGGGCCCGAGGACUGGACCGGAUCACGGCCUUUCUCCCGGAGGCAGGCAGAAUGGCGCUCUGGAGAGCUCAGCUCCUGAUGGGCCUCUUCUGGCCCGCGGCCUGGGGACUGGGCCCGGGCCCCAGCCCGGAGCUCCGUUCCGCCUUCUCGGUGGCCCGGACCAGCAGCCUGGAGGGCAACACGGAGAUGGCCGUGACCUUCGACAAGGUCUACGUCAACAUCGGGGAUGACUUCGACCCCAAGUCGGGGCUGUUCCGCUGCCGGGUGCCGGGGGCCUACUACUUCUCCUUCACCGUGGGCAAGUACCCACAGAAGAGCCUGUCGGUCAUGCUGGUGAGGAACCGGAACGAGGUGCAGGCCAUGGCCUUCGACGAGCACCAGCGGGCCGACCGCAAGGUGGCCAGCCAGAGCGCCAUGCUGCAGCUGGACUACGGAGACACCGUCUGGCUGCGGCUCCACGGGGACCCCCAGUACGCGCUCUACAGCACCCCCGGGCCCUGCACCACCUUCAGCGGCUACCUCAUCUACCCCGACACCUCCUCCUACUUCCACGGCCUCGGGCCGGCCCCGCCGCCCCACCGCGGCCCGCUCGGGGGCCUGGCGGGAGAGCGGGAGGAGGACGGGGAGGAGGCGGCGGGCCGGGCCCGGGCCCCCGCGGCCCGGCCGGACCCCCGCUCGGCCUUCUCGGCGGCUCGCUCGCAGAGCCUGGUGGGAGUGGAAGAGGCCUCCCUCCGUCACCGGCCCGUCACCUUCGACACCGAGUUCGUCAAUAUCGGGGGCGACUUCGACGCGGCGUCGGGCGUCUUCCGCUGCCGCCUGCCCGGCGCCUACUACUUCUCCUUCACCGUCGGCAAGAUGCCGCGCAAGACGCUGUCGGUGAAGCUGAUGAAGAACCGCGACGAGGUGCAGGCCAUGAUCUACGACGACGACCGCUCGCGCCGGCGGGAGAUGCAGAGCCAGAGCGUCAUGCUGCCCCUGCGCCAGGGCGACGCCGUCUGGCUCUACAGCCACCAGCACGACGGCUACGGGGCGUACAGCAACCACGGCAAGUACAUCACCUUCACCGGCUUCCUGGUGUACCCGGACCCCGGACCGGCGGGCCCGCCCGGCCCCCCGGGGACCUGAUCGCCUCCCUCCCGCCUGCCGUGGGGUGAGGGGAGACCGAGAAUCGGAGGGGCCGGGAGGUCCGGGGGGAGGAUUGAAACGCAUGCUUUGUGUGUGUGUGUGUGUGUGUACACGUGUGCGUGUGUGUGCGCGCGCGUGGGUGUACGUGUGCGGGAGCCGUGCGCACACGUCAGCUUUCAGCCCCGCUACGUCCAGCUGGGGCGGGUGUCCCUUGUCGCUGUUCUAGCCCGACGUCAAAGCAUGAGACCUUGGGUCAGCUAGCGCUCGCUGGGAGAGCCAGGGAGGUGGGUGGGGUGGGGAAGGGAGGGAGGUUUUGGGGGCGGGGGGGCGCUGGGUUCUGGAUCAGCCAAUAAAACAGGGGUCCGGCAGGCUCUGGCCACAGCGAGCCAA